AUGCCACCUGUUUUUUCGCUUUUCUCGCAGUGUAAACGGAUUCGCAACGGGAGACGCGUGCGAAUCGUCAUUUGGUUUCCGGCUGCGAAUCCAACUCCGGAGGAAAUAAAAAGAAUAACGCUAAAACGAGCGUAAACGACUUUUUGCGCCAAGAAAAAUGUAGAAGAGUUGAGCGUUAGCAUAUUCACGCAUCCGCGGAACACACAUUUACACGCGAUGGAAAUUCGACGACGAGGAAGUAAUCUAUGAAUCUGCAGGAAAAGAAAGCAAAAAAGCAAAAAAAAAAAAUAAAUUAAUUAAAUAAAUAAGAAUUAAUUAUAACGAAACUUCAGGUACAUGAAGUAACAAAAAAAAUAUAUACAAAAAAAAAAAACAUGUCGAGAGAACAAGGAUACGGUCAACUCGAAAACUUUAGUUGCAAAAUACUGAUAGGAGUACACGGGGUGUCUUACGGAACACCUUUAUCAUUGUCUGAUUUGAUGAUAUUUUGUAAGUCUGGACCAGUUGUUAGGUUCUUAUUACUCCCAUAGCGACUUCUUAUGGCGUAUUUUCUCUGUAUAUUGUCAAUGUUUAUUAUUAAAUAUUUUUCAAAUAAAACUCACCGUCUUCCAUUCUGUUACAUCCGCCCUUGACAUUAACCCUGUUGCGCUCUUUGCACCGAUUUUAUCUCUCUAUCGUUAAAAAAUUUCUCAACUAUGAAGAUAAGAUGGAAGAUAAAAUAGUCAUUGGCAUGUUUCAUUUCACGUUCCACAAUUUUAUGCAUAGAACUCGUCUCUUUUUAUUUGUACAAACAAAAUAUCGAGAUCAGGCUGUGAAAAUUUCAGGUACGCGUCAGGGUUAACUCACUAUACCUUAGCUAUUUAUAGAGCAGAAAAAAUUCGAUACCUGUAAACUACAGUGUAAACGUUCUAUCUUACUCAAAACAAGAAAAAAAAACAGAAUUUUCCGUAAGAAUUUAUCUUCGAUUAAGCGAACAGAAACACGAAAGAUAACGAAUUACUGUUUCCAAAAUACUCUUAGAAUCUUGUGUUCGUUGGUGUCUCGUUGUCGUUAAAUUCUCACGGUUCCGACAUCGCGACGUGUCUCGAUAUGAGAACAGAGUUAGAGGGCCAAGAAGCCAAGUCCGAAAGAAUCCGCUUUUCUAGGACGUGCUUACGUUUCCGGUGAAAGACGAGUUCGCCUGCGGGGCCGAGAUCUUUUUUUCGUCAGUGACUCAUCGCGCACAUGGAAUUACCAUUCGCUCUGUGUGUUCAGCGUUCGCCUCUCUGAUCUGUCAGUAAGCCGCGGACCGUCAACCAGAAAGCACGCGUGCUUCUCUGCAGAAACGAUCAACGCGCACGUGCGUGACCAGGAAUACCGAUUCGAGGCCGACAAGUGGUUCCUGGCCCUUUAGAAUUCGAGCAUUCGAUGAAUACUCGCGCUGAGAGCGAAGGCGAAUAUCAAGAACGAUGUGUCCAGAUGUCACACGCAAAUACCGUUUCCUAAAGCACCAUUAAAAUGGACUUUUGCAAGAGUUACAAAUUUCUACAAAUCCUACCAAAACCCGUGAGACGCGUCGAAUGGUCCUGGCGAACGGAAAAUGGUACGCGCGUCCGUUUCAUCGAGGAUGAUUCCAACGAGGAUGAUUCCAUCGAGAAUUGUCUCAUGGAGCUCGUCAAUAUCUGCGUUCCAGCCAUCGCGGUCAUCCUUGCGCUGAUCACCUUUCUCAGAUGUAAACACAGGAAACAGCCAAAAGAUUGCAGAGGACUCCUACCAUUUCAUACAACUAGAACACUGUUGUGCAUGACAGUGUUGGCGGUGCUUUUUGUCGAACUUUGCGAGUCGUUGCUCACGUCGAUUUCUUUCUCGUUGAUUCUGAUGAUCGUAGCCAUCCUCUACUGUUGGAUCAUUCAUCGCAGGACCGAGGUUAGAGAUGCUUGUGGUACUGCCCUCUCUGCUGGAAUCUUCGUCGCGAUUAGCUUAUCGCGAGCAUGGAAAUUUAUGUGUCUGUCUAGAUAUGGUCUGUCCAUGAUACACGUUCGACUCGCAACCACAACGUUCACGGCCAUUACCUGUGGGCUCUUAGCCGUUUUGGACUCUUACACGUUCUAUCUUAUGACAAGAAGGAAGAAAAGGUAUUUGAUCGAGCGAGGAGAACGACGAAGAACAGCGUACAAACACGCGGACGUGCCGUUUCUCAAUAGAAUCACCUUCCAUUGGGUGAUCGACCUGCUGUGCAAGGGAUACAGUACGCCGUUGGAGAACCACGACCUUGGAGAACUUCCCGAGGAGGAGACUACUAGGAGACAGUUUGACAAGUUUCGUGAAGUUUACGAGAAACAUAGGGAGAGAAACGAGAAACUACGUCUUUGGCGAUGUUACUGGAAAAGAAUAUGGUACCCGUUUGCCAUUGGGGGAUUAUUUAAAAUACUGGGGGACGCUACAAGCCUUGUUGGACCGAUGUCUAUUUCUAAAAUUCUGAACUACGUCUCUGCUUCUCAAAAUGGGACAAUAAAUCGAAACUCUAUGAGUGCCAUGACAUUUCCUGAAAUCUUGCAAAAUGGCUAUUUUUUGUGCCUGUUGGUGUUUUUCUUUUCUUUAUUACAAAGCACUCUAAGCCAGGCCUCCACUCAUAUCCUUUGCGUUGAAGGGAUCCGCCUGAAGAACGCACUUCAGACGCUGCUAUACGAUAAAGCCUUGCGUUUAUGCUCUUGGAGUAUCGACGAAGAGGAUAAUCCGACAGACAAGGAGAAAGAACAGAAUAAAUGUCAGCAAUCUGCUGAUAUUGGAACCUUAACUAACCUAAUAUCUGAGGAUGCUUACAAUGUGAUGAGCUUUUUCUGGAUUGGACACUAUACCUGGGCAAUUCCAUUAAAAAUCAGCGCCAUAGUUUUUCUUCUUUACACAAAAUUGGGAAUAAGUGCAAUUAUCGGUGCAUUCUGCUGCAUAUUGAUAGUAACGCCACUGCAAUUGGUGCUUGGCAAGAAAAUGUCGGAAAAUUCUAAAUUUGUCGCCAAAAGCAGCGACGCUAGAUUACGUCUGGUUAACGAAAUCUUCCAAGGAAUAAGAUUAGUGAAGCUUAGAGCCUGGGAAAAUAUUUUCGAGGAGAAAAUAAGAAAAACGAGAAACGAUGAGCUAAAAAUGCUGGAUAAGGAUUCUUUCUAUUGGACCCUUAUAAACUUUCUCACGCAUGCUUCAUCGGUACUGACGACACUUUUCACUUUUGCCGCUUAUUUCCGGCUGGAAGAGAAAAGUCUCGAGGCUGGAAAUGUUUUUGCAAGCUUAGCUCUAUUCUCACAGCUCACAGUGCCCCUUCUCAUUUUUCCUGUGAUGAUACCUAUCAUUAUUAACGCUAUGAUUUCAACAAACAGAAUAGAGGAGUUUCUCCAACUUCCGGAGAUCGACAAUGUCUUGCCUAAUCUUAACGAUGCAAAGUCAGAAGUAGCCGAAAAUACAUCAUCGCUGGCCAAUUCUAUCGAAGAGAGCACUAUAGAAACAAUGAAAACGCACAACACUCCCAAUUUUGGAUCGUUGGAUAACAUCAAAGAAGACGAAGAAGAUGGACAAUCUUCUGACUUGGCGGAUUACACGAUGGACAUAAAUUCAUCGGUGGACACCGUGUUUGAGAAGGAUCCGGAGAUUCCGGUGCUUACAAUGAAGCGCUGCGGAUUUUCUUGGGGCACCGAUGAAAGUCUGUUAUCCGUAUCUGAUCUUAGUUUUCCACGUGGUCAGCUGACUAUAAUUGUUGGAAAGACAGGAAGUGGAAAGACUUCUUUACUAUUAGGAAUGUUAGGAGAGAUCCAGAAGACAACAGGAUCGAUUCAGUGGGCUAGAGGGGUGAAGGUUGCAUAUGUGGCUCAGAAACCCUGGCUCCAGAACGCUAGUUUGAGGGACAAUGUUCUUUUUGGAUCACCGUACAAAUUGAGAAGGUACAGGAAUGUAUUGAAGGCUUGCGCUCUGCAACCGGAUGUCGAUAUACUUCCGGGUCGCGAUUUCACGCGGAUAGGUGAGAAAGGGAUCAAUUUGAGCGGAGGCCAAAAACAGAGAGUAACUAUAGCCAGAGCGCUGUACAACGACGCGGACGUUAUAAUAAUGGAUGACCCGUUGUCCGCGCUGGAUCAUCAAGUUGCACAGCAGAUCUUCGAUCAAGGAAUCCGGAAGCUGCUGCUGAGGAGCGGACGCACGGUGAUUAUGGUUACUCACCGACUAGAAUUGUUAUCAACUGCUCAUCAAGUUGUCGUGAUGGACGGAUGUCGUAUUCGAGUAGUGGGCACGAAAUCAGCGAUCGAAGAUGCUGAUCCAGAAUUAGCGAUCGAGUGGAGGAAAACAGCAACGAAUAAAAACGAAGGAUAUCGUGCUGAUAGAACUGCGAAAGACAAGUGGGCCUUGAUGAAAUUAGUAUCCAGAAUCGGUGUGAGUGCGACGAACAAACAACUUGGCGAUGGAUCCUGGACCACUGAUCAAGAUGCCCAUGUGAAUCCUCCAGCUUUCGUCCCGUUAAGAAUGAGAAGAACUACCCUUGGCGGAUCGAGAUACUUAGCCCACGAUCUGACAGAUCUUCCAGUGCCCUCUGAAGAAUGGAACAUCGGGAAAAAAAGAUUUAAAUUCCAUCGAAACGCUGUCAGAUCGAGCAGUCUCCAACCUCAAAGACAACCACCCCCUGUUCUACGACAGAGCAGCACUCCAACCAUUCUCGAAAGUCAAUACGCUGUUCCUAGAAAAAGGAAUAACACUUUUGACAACGGACAACGAAACGGCGUUUUCAGGCAAAUAUUUUCUGGCGCAAUUAUCAGUCCACGUCCCGAUGAAUUGACAUUAAAUAGAGACAGAGGCGUGCUACGAAAAUUAAUACCUUCUAACUCUAACAGACAAAUACAAUACACUGUUAAAAAAAUUAAUCAAGAACAGGAGAAUGAUCAUUUUCCCGUUAAACGAUUGCUAUCGAUAGAGUCCACAGGAACUAAUGAACCCGAUGAACUUGAAGGAAACGACUGUGAUACAGAGGAACAAGAAGAAGAAUUUCAAUAUGAAGAUAGAAGUGGAACAGUCACAAGGAUGAUCCUUUGCGAUUACACAAAAGCUGGAGGCUGGAUACCAGGCCUAAUUUACAUAGGAGUAGCAAUUUUUUGCCAAGUUCUGAGAGUUUAUAUCGAUCUCUGGUUGAGUCAGUGGACAGACGAGGACAAUAUAAACUUCAAUCAAGAAAACCGAAAUACGGUGUUCUAUUUUAAAGUUUACAUUAUUCUUUCCCUUGUCUUUAUACUCUUGUCUUUCGUAUGCAAUGCAACUGGUCAGUGGACAGGAGCCAGAGCGAGAAGAAAAUUACACGAGGAAGCCGUGUCCAGACUUCUUAGAGUACCGAUGUCGUUCUUCGAUUGUAAUCCUGUGGGAAAAAUUUUGAACAGAUUCAGCGCCGAUACAGGCGUCAUCGAUAAGAAAAUAUCUAUGUCGAUCCAAAGACUGACAUUCUUCGUCUUGCUCUGUGGUUCAGCGAUAUUAGUAAACGUCAUCGUAUCACCGUGGUUCUUCAUCGCUGCUAUACCCACGUGUGCAGCUUAUUAUAUCGUUCAAAAGUUUUAUAGAUGCAGUGCGAAACAUUUGCAACGAUUAGACGGCAGUACCCGAUGGCCAAUCACAACGCAUUUUUCUGAGACACUUCGCGGUCUAGCAACAUUACGUGCUUCCAAACAAGAGAAUCGCUUCAUGGAACAGGCUAUGAAGUGCCUAGACGUUAACACGAACGCGUUUCUCCUCCUGAAUUCCAGCAGCCGGUGGCUCGGCAUUGCUCUAGAUUAUCUGGGUGCUGUUAUAGUAGGAUCUGCGACACUCGCCGUCUUAAUUUCCGCAGAAUUGUAUCCAGAUCGCGUUACACCUGCUCUAGUUGGUCUGGCGAUUAAUUACACCCUCUUAGUGCCAAUUUACUUAAAUUGGGUAGUGAAAUUCACAGCGGAGACCGAAAUGUAUCUUGGUAGCGUUGCACGUAUCUCUACUUACAGAUAUGCUCCUAUUGAAAACUACCAACAAAAUGACUUCCACGUAUCUGAUAGUUGGCCAGGUAAAGGUGAGAUUAUUUUUGAAAAUGUUUCUCUGAGAUACGUUUCACAAAGAGAACCAGUGAUCUCGAAUCUAUCCUUGAAGAUUACGCCAGGCCAAAAGAUUGGAAUUUGCGGAAGAACGGGAAGUGGUAAGUCGUCCACAGUAAUGGCGCUGUUUCGACUAUUGGAGAUUACUCAGGGACGUAUAUCGAUCGAUGGCACAGACGUUCGUCAAGUUCCUCUGGAAAUUCUUCGUUCGAGACUCUCAGCGAUUCCUCAGGAUGUGAUCAUGUUCAGUGGUACCAUUAGAGAGAAUUUGGAUCCUCUAUCGGAACACGAAGAUCUGGAACUGUGGAAUGCUUUGGAAGUAGCACAAAUUAAGGAUAUUAUUGCCUCUCAUCCUGAAGGUCUUAAUUUCGAAGUGAAAGAAGGAGGUGAGAACUUUUCUUCCGGUCAGCUGCAGCUGCUCUGUAUGGCACGAGCAAUCCUGCGGAAGUCUUCGAUCGUCGUCCUCGACGAAGCAACCAGCGCUCUCGACGCCGUUACUGAAAAGAAUCUCUUGAAAGCAGUUUCAACUGCUUUCAGGAACAGAACAGUGAUUGCUAUCGCGCACCGUGUGUCAGCGUUAUUGGAUUGCGAUCGAGUAAUCGUGUUCCACGAUGGUAAAAUCGUCGAAGAUGGACUACCAGCAGACUUAAUGCAACGGCAAGGUGGAUUCUUCGCGAAUAUGUUGAAGUCCAAUGAAGAGAAUGAAACGACUAAUUGUUGAAAAAGCACACGUGCAUAAAAGAACGAUGAUAAAGGUCGAUAACAUUGAAAGACUGGGACAGAAGAACGUAUCUAACCAUGUUUCGUCACAAAGUAUUUAUUUUUGAUACGAAUGAUAAAUGUAGAGUAUCGUAGUGAUAUAGGAAUUUCUGAAAUAUUUUUGUAAAUACGAAGAUGCAUUCGAAUGAUCGUUGAUCGAUCUGAAAUACAUUUCACUGUUAUUCGCAUUGCAUAGAUAACGAAGCUGCGUUGCAUAUAAAAAUCACUCACAAAUAAAAUACAUAAUAACAUAUUUUAAAAACCUUUUCGUUUUGAAUCCGUAUAUUAUUAACGAAGAAAAUGAAAAAAUAAUUCUACCAUACAAUUGUGUAUAUUUUUAUACCUUCGCUCUAAAAAUAUCUCAUCCCCGAAAUUUCUCAAUCACCAGAAAAAUCGUUCGCGUACAUGUUUCUAACGUCGAUCGGAAAGCAAGAGAAAAGAAUCGAUCAAAGGAAAGAAUCUUAGGCCAAUUAAUUCGUUCGAUCCAUCGUGCAUAUAUUAAUGGAAUGCACCUAUCUCCUAAUCAGAUCGAACGUGUCGAUGCAAAUGUACUUUCUCGGGCUAUUUCGGUGGUAUCGGUUUUUCCGCUCGAAUCAUGCCAUAUUCACGUAUACUCGAAUACAUAAUCACUGGCGGCAUAUAUUACGUGCGGAUAAGGUGGCCAACGAUAAUAAUUGCCAAUACCCCCACUGUUUGACAGCGAUGGGAAAUGAGCGCGUAUUUUUCAACUAGUGGCAUUGAGAGCGGCCUGUCGAUAAGACCGCGAGUCUGUUAACGAAAGUUGGUCGAAUUCGUUCCACUUCUCCUUUACUGUCGACUCGAAACUAACCCCUUCUCUGUCCUAUUUCGAUCAUAAUGUCGACGAAACUUGACGCGUUUAGAUAUUCUAUCGAAAAUUUUCAUAUUUUUCAAAUUCAGUGACAAACACUUGAUCUUGCUCAUUUUUGAAGCUUAAAAAAGAGAAUCGCGCGAGGUAGAAAUUAACGCGUGAGAAAAAUGAAAGCGCGCGUUCGCCUCUGAGUUUCGUGUCUAAGCAGAGGCUUUCUAAUUAUCGUGAAUAAUCGAUCCGCGCGAGAUCGUAGUUGGUAACGGACAAUGAAUCUCGAAAGUGGCCAGUGCAGCCGGUGUUCCGCAGUUUUGUAAACCUUCGCAGGAGAAUAAGUCGUAAGGGAGCAGACGUAUUU
Bombus impatiens (common eastern bumble bee) is the source of this 8005-nucleotide messenger RNA. It is a transcript of the gene Sur, whose product is annotated as ATP-binding cassette sub-family C member Sur. Gene Ontology annotation, molecular function: ABC-type transporter activity; ATP binding; ATP hydrolysis activity. The transcript has 31 exons. The coding region runs from base 1498 to 6783 and encodes 1761 amino acids. Gene Ontology annotation, cellular component: membrane. The record is from RefSeq and is a predicted model, not a curated record. Lineage: Eukaryota; Metazoa; Arthropoda; Insecta; Hymenoptera; Apidae. Gene Ontology annotation, biological process: transmembrane transport.